CUCAGAGACAAACGUGAAAUUUCCUUCCUCUGACCCCUCUCUCUCUCUCUCUCUCUCUCUCUCUCUCUCUGGACCCAAUACAAGUAUGCACACGAAAAACUCACAAACAUCAUAUCACGUAGCCCUCAUAUAAGCACAGCCACAAGAUGGGUCAUUCUUGAGCUGAGUUUCAGACACACCCGUAGAGCAAUGGCGAGCCUAAAGGCUGGAACAAGACCACCAUGGGUGGGCUUAGGAGCUGCGGUAUGGGUUCAGAUAGCAUCAGGCAACUCCUACACCUUCCCUCUGUAUUCGCACUCGCUCAAGUCUGUUCUUGGGUUCAACCAGCACCAGCUGACCCUGCUUGGUGUGGCCAACGACGUCGGCGAGAACUUUGGACUCCUCCCUGGGUUUGUCUGCAACAGGUUGCCUCCUUGGGUCGUCCUCCUGAUCGGCGCUAUAGCAUGCUUUUCCGGCUACGGCGUGCUCUGGCUCGCCGUGAGCCGGACAGUCCAGUCUCUGCCUUACUGGUUGCUAUGGAUUGCUUUGUGUGUCGCCACCAACGGCAGCGCCUGGUUGGGCACAGCCAUUUUGGUUACUAACAUGAGGAACUUUCCUGCCGACCGAGGCACAGUCGCAGGGAUUCUCAAAGGGUACUGCGGAUUAAGUGCGGCUGUAUUUACUGAAAUUUAUGGCGUCAUGCUUCACCAUUCUUCUUCCAGACUCCUCGUGUUCCUCUCACUUGGAAUCCCGGUUUCGUGCUUCAUCACUAUGUAUUUCAUCAGGCCUUGUGUUCCCGCCGCCAGCGAAGACUCUUCAAAGCGCGGCCAUUUCAUGUUUAUACAGGCAACAAGCGUUGCACUCGGCUUAUACGUUCUAACAACAACAAUAUUGAACGACAUCCUUCCUCUGACUUCCAAAUUAUCUUACUCAGCAAUUGCCGUAAUGGUUCUCCUCCUUCUGGCUCCUCUUGCUGUCCCUCUAAAGAUGACAUUUUAUCGCAGCAGAAGGGCGGUGAUACUGGAAAGCCAAUAUGACCCUUCGGAUGGUAUUGUUUGUGAUGGAUGUGAAGAUAAAUCUGAACCGCUUCUGACGAAUUCUUUGACGGAAAUGUACCUUGGAGCCCCCGAUGAGAACAAUGAUGUGUCUGAGAUUAAUAUGCUUUUGGCAGAAGGCGAAGGGGCGGUGAAGAAAAAGAGGAGGCCUAAACGAGGAGAGGACUUUAAUUUCUUUGAAGCUCUUGUCAAGGCGGAUUUCUGGCUUCUGUUCUUGGUGUAUUUUGUUGGAGUUGGUACUGGGGUAACCGUCCUUAAUAACAUGGCGCAAAUCGGGAUUGCACAAGGUGCGCACGACACAACAAUCCUCAUGUCUCUGUUCAGCUUCGGCAACUUCGUGGGUCGGCUCGGUGGAGGUGCCUUGUCUGAACAUUUUGUCAGGUCAAAAAUAAUUCCUCGUACCAUCUGGAUGACACUGACUCAAGUAAUCAUGAUCAUCACAUACCUUCUUUUCGCAUCGGCUAUUGACGGAACGCUUUAUGUGGCAACUUCACUACUCGGAAUCUGCUACGGUGUUCAAUUUUCUAUCAUGGUCCCAACCGUCUCCGAGCUUUUUGGGCUGAAGCAUUUUGGCUUGUUGUACAACUUCAUCUCACUGGGGAAUCCCAUUGGCGCGUUCCUCUUCUCGGGCCUCUUAGCGGGUUACAUAUAUGACAACGAGGCGGCUAAGCAGCACGGAUUUGAUGUGCUCACCUCGACCAUGACUUGCUUGGGUCCUGAUUGUUUCAGGCUCACCUUUCUGGUUUUGGCUGCAGUGUGCGGUUUCGGCGUAAUUAUGAGCCUGAUUCUGACCAUCAGGAUAAAACCUGUUUACGAGGCUCUUUAUGCUGGUGGAUCGUUCAGGCUGCCUCAAAGUUCAACUCACUGAGGUCAGGUUGAUAUGCCUGAUUUUUCUUUUUUUCAUUCCUAGGACAAGAACUUGCUUACCAGGUUCUUUUUCGGAAGUUGCUAUUCCAGGUACAGUCAUUCUUUUCUUAGCUCUACCAUAUGAUGAGAAAACAUGGAAUCUGGUCUGUCCGUCCAUAUUUUAUGAAGAAAGCUUUAUCAUCGCGGUAUA
Syzygium oleosum is the source of this 2091-nucleotide messenger RNA. Its product is annotated as protein NUCLEAR FUSION DEFECTIVE 4-like. Bases 190 to 1902 code for a protein of 570 amino acids. The transcript is spliced from 3 exons. The record is from RefSeq and is a predicted model, not a curated record. NCBI's taxonomy places the organism in Eukaryota, Viridiplantae, Streptophyta, Magnoliopsida, Myrtales, Myrtaceae. Gene Ontology annotation, cellular component: membrane. Gene Ontology annotation, biological process: transmembrane transport. Gene Ontology annotation, molecular function: transmembrane transporter activity.